Molecule: messenger RNA, 1197 nt
Organism: Lithohypha guttulata
Lineage: Eukaryota; Fungi; Ascomycota; Eurotiomycetes; Chaetothyriales; Trichomeriaceae
Exons: 2
Coding region: 1-1197 (398 amino acids)
Biological process (GO): mitochondrion organization
Cellular component (GO): SAM complex; cytoplasm
Source: RefSeq, a predicted model, not a curated record
AUGCUCGAACUCCAUGUCUACGGUCCUGGGUUCGGUCUGCCGUCAAUCGAUUCGAGUUGUUUGGCAGCAAUUGCACUCCUUCAAUGCUGUGCGCAAUCAGGCCAAGUUGAGUGGAAAUUGAUCCCCAGCAAUGAUCGCAGCAUUUCUCCUUUCGAUGAACUACCUGCCCUUCAAGUUGACGACUUAUGGAUAGCCGGUUUCCGCGAUAUUGCGCAUUACAUUCAUACACAAUAUCAAGAUGCCAUUGAGCACGAGGUGUUCGCCAUUGACCUGGACGAGGCACAAUCGGCGAACAAUGAGGCCUAUCUUGCUUUCCUCGAAUCUCGUGGCCUGCCUAUCCUCGAUUUGAGUCUCUACGUGUCCAGCGACAACUACACAACGUUGACUCGCUCGACGCUCUCCGCUCUCCUUCCCUGGCCACGAAGCUGGCACAUCCCUCAGCAAAUACGCGAUGCAGCACGGAAGCGCUCUGAACAUCUUGGACUGUCUGGCUUGGAUGUCGAUGCGUCACGCGAGAAAGAGCUGAAGAAGGAAAACGAAGGAAUCAGCGCUGCCAUUCCCAAGAGCCUGCGCUUGCCGAAAAAGAGUGUAAGUGCACUGCUCGGAAGCAAGGCCGAAGCAACGAGAUUUCGGUUAGAGGCAGUUACCAACGACUUGUUCGAGCCAUUGGACAAAUUGCUAGGAGAGCAAGAUUACUUUCUUGGGGAGACUAUGACUGUAUUGGAUUGUUAUGCGCUUGGCAUCCUUGCACUGAUGGACGUUGGGGACAUGGCGCAACCUUGGCUGAGAGAGGCACUUCACAAAUAUCCACGUUUGAGCAAGUGGACCACAAAACGUGUGCACUCUACAUUCGGUGUCUCUAUCAUGUUCAAAUUUGGGUUCGACGUUCUGAACAGCAUUGCAGAAUCCUUACCUCUCACACUCACAACAACUGCUAUUCGACCAUGUGAACACGAGGCUGCUGCCUCAGGACGUUCGGGUCAGUUGAAAAAGUUGGAAAGCAAACACUCUUUCCGUCUGCAAAUACAACGCCGUCAACAAGUACUUCGAGAAACAGUUACGGCUGGUGUGUCGUCUGCAGGACUACUUGGGGCGUUGAUCUACAUGGGUGCAUUGACGAUUAAGUGGCCUUUAUCGGGACCAAAGCCAAUGCAACAGACCUUUGGUGAAGCUGGAUCGUUUCUAGGUCUGCGGUAA